Molecule: messenger RNA, 13061 nt
Organism: Podarcis lilfordi (Lilford's wall lizard)
Lineage: Eukaryota; Metazoa; Chordata; Lepidosauria; Squamata; Lacertidae
Source: the annotation of a GenBank genome assembly
CAAGAUGACUGCGGACCAGAAAAUGAGAGAUUUAUUCCAUCACUUUCCUAAGCCAGGUGAAAACAGUGCUUUGCUUUUAUAUUUCCUGCCCAAGACAAGUUCUGAAAACCUGCAAUGAGCUUUAAAUUAAAUUAGAAUUUCCAUUCCAUUCCAUUCCAUUCCAACUAUAGCCCAUUUCACCAGAUGCAUGAAUUAUUAUCCUGAAUUAUUGGGUAAUUUUGGGGCGUGGGAUGGGGGUGGUAAACAAUCAGGACUGUUUUUUUAAAGUACAUAUUUCAUGGACGAUAUUGUGUGCAAAUAUACUUGCAGAUAACCAAAUAGAUAUCCUGCUUCAUUAGCUAACCUCAUUCAUUCAUUCAUUCAUUCGUAUGUGCAUACAUCCAUGCUCUGUGCCCUAGGUUAUUUUGCUUAUGCCUUUCUCCCAUUGUACAGGAGGGCAAGAACAUGGUCAGAAUCAAAACUCCUCUAAAAAGCAGGGGCCUUUAGUCAAAAGGAAACUGAUACACACACCAGCAGGGGGAGUCGAUGGAUUUCACCUGGAGAAACCAGUCAAACUAGUGUCCUUGGGUUUCAGCCAGGUUGGAUCCCAUUGGAUUAAAGCUGAAAACAGCCAGACAACUAGGCUGUCUCUUUGGCAAUAUAUAAACCUGUAUUCUUAAUACCAAAUGAAAAAAGAUACACUAGGAACACCUUUAAUGACUUGCUGCGCAAUAUCUUAAGGAUAGAGGAAGUCCUAGAUUCACAUCAGAAACUCCACAAUGUUGCCACCAUGGAAAAUGUGUUGUGCCAACCAUGGCUAUUACCACUUCGUGCAAAAGGGGGAGAAAAGAAUUGCAGCUCCAACACAGAAGAAAAAAGUUAUGUCUGAAAAGUUGUUUGUUCCUUCUUUAGAAUAUUCCAUUUUUUCUUGUGUGUUGAUAAAUUUGUGUUACUUCUUUUCAUCACAGAUCAUUUAAGGCCCAUAGAAAAGCCAUGGCUCUUCAGGGUUUGGGAUAUCGACCAGAAGUUCCUGUUCCUGAAGAACAACAUGCUGGUAGCAGCCCCCAAAGAUGGCAACUCACCCGGUAACAAUGGUUAUGAUCCCUUGACAUCUCUCUGCUGCGACCUACACUGCUACUGAUUGAACACUUGUGCAAAUUCUGGGACUGGGUAACCAGGUGUCAGGAAGUGUCUGAUACAGCAGCACUGUCUUCAAGUAGGGUCAGAAAUGGUGCUCCAUAACUUUUCCAUGGUCACACCCCACUCUUAUCACACUGAUCUUUGCCUGUUUUUUGGUUCCAGAUUACUUGGUGGCUAUGACCCCCAACAGAGAGAUGGAUGAAAACAAAUUCCCCAUCUUUUUGGGCACCCAAGAUGGAGCACAAAGCCUCUCCUGUGGUGAAUCUGGGGGUCAACCUCAGCUGACCUUGGAGGUGGGUUUCACUUCUGGUUCAAAGCCACAUUCGAUUGUUUCAAAUUUCUUCUGCUUGUUUAGAUGCAUCCACCAUGACAAAGACUUUAGAUAUUCUCUGCUGUUUGCUCAUUCUUUUUUUCCUUAAUCACUGCAUUCCAUUCUUCUCUCUGUUAUCCUUCUGUGCUUCUUCCCUCUCCUUUGUCUUCUUAGCCUGUCUACUGGGAGAGGCAAAGAUCUACUGAGGUUUUUACGGGUUGCUUCUGUCCUUUUAGUGAAAGCAAACAUUUCCUGAUUGUAGGUUCUGCAGUAGGUUCUUCAUUAGUUAUGAAUUUCUCCUUAAUUAUCCAGCUUCUGUUUCUAUUUCUUGUUUUGUUUUUUAAAUUCAGGAGUGAAACAAUUCCUGUUUUGGUAUAUAAACAAAGAUUCAAACUUAUGAAAGGCAGACAGGAAUUGAAGCUGAAGAACCAGUGGUGGGUCAGAACUUGUUGGACUUUAACUCCCAUCAGCCCCAUCCAGGACAGCCAAUGGUCAGAGAUGAUAGGAAUUGUAGUCCAACAACGUCUAGAGGGCCACAGGUCCUCCCAUCCUUUGAAUGAAAGGCUUAUCUCAUGGCUGAAUGCUUGGUGUAUUCAUGACACAAUCCAGAUUUAAACUUGAGGCUUCCAGUAAACUUUGAAUUUGUAUAUGCUUUGGUUACAAUCAUUGGGAUUUAGCCCCAAGUCUCGCUUUCUCCCAGGCAACGGAUGGCAUUCAUUUGUGAUGCAGCAGAAGCUUUCUUUCUACUAAACCUUUUGUAUGCUUUUUUUUAUCUUAAAUAGGGUAAAGCCAUUUUGGAUCUCUACAACGAUGGCAAGGAACACAAGAACUUCACUUUUUUUUCUAAAAGUGGCAGCAGAAUAGAGACUGGCAGCUUUGAAUCUGCAGCAUUCCCCGGUUGGUUCCUAAGCACGUUGACCGAGCCAAAUCAGCCUAUUCGUUUGAGUCAUCAAGGAGGUUCUGAGAUCACUCAGUUUUAUUUUGAAAAAGUAAAAGGGGAUUAGAACUUCUGGAAGAGGAAGGAGGUUUUAAUGCCAAUGUAUGUAUAUCCUAAUCAAGUAAAAAAAUGCCUUUCAGUUCUAACAUGUUCAGAACUUCCAGUAUUCACUCAAGCUACAAAAACACAAGGAAAUUGCAGCUAUCAUUUUUACGGAAAGAUAAAAGGUUCACUCUGACCGCUGAACAGUCAGACUUGGCAAAGGAAGCAGACUUCUUUUGAAGCUAAAAGGUAAAGGACCCCUGACAGUUAAGUCCAGCUGUGAACAAUUCUGGGGUUGUGGGGUCCCUCGCUUUACUGGCUGAGGGAGCCGAUGUUUCUCCAGACAGUUUUUCUGGGUCAUGUGGCCAGCAUGACUAAGCCGCUUCUGGCGAAACCAGAGCAGCGCACGGAAACACUGUUUACCUUCCCGGUGGAGCGCUACCUUUUUAUCUACUUGCACUUUUUUUGGUGUGCUUUCAAACUGCUAGGUUGGCAGGAGCUGGGACCGAGCAAUGGGAGCUCACCUCAUCGCGGGGAUUUGAACCGCCGACCUUCUGAUCGGCACAUUGCAGCUGUGUUUCCAGGAAAGGCAAGGAGUUAAACAUGUCCAAGAGAGACCCCUAGUGACUAAAAAAUGUACAGAGCUGCUUAUUGUAUACAAUUGAAUUUAAAGGUGCUUUAUAGAUAAUGAUUUUAAAGGCAAUCAAAAUCCAUAAAAGACUGUCUGUCCUUAGAUAGUACUAUUUAUGCGGGGACCUAAAAAGGCACCCUAAAAGCUGAGUAGAGAGAGUUUGUCUGAACAGAAGACAGCUAAGAAUUCUUAAUACUGUGAUAAUAGGGAAACUCUGAAAACUGCUUUAGAAAGGACAAGACAACUGGAUUUAUGAACUUGAAGAUAAGAGACAGACAGUUACCUUGGGGACAGGUUACCCUGCACGUCUCAAAAUAGCCCAGAGCAGAGACACUUUUGAGCAAUAGAGAAUAAUGCUUUGAAAAAUGUAAGUUUGUAAGAUUGCUCUUAAGGGACCAAAGACAGAAUAUACCUCAAAAGCUAAAACUAGGGUAUGCUAAUAGGGACACCCCAACACUGAAAGUAACACCAGAAAGUAAGUCUCCCAGGCUAAAUACUUGUAAAGAGUGAACUGUGAGUGAACUAAGCCAACCUGACCUGACCUGACCAGCUGAACUGCUGUAGGAAGCUAGGAAGCUGGGAAGCUGGCUAGCUCAAGGGAAGCACCCUUAUCUAAGGGGCAUGCUUUGAGGAUCAAGGUCUCCGGUAUUGUACGAUUGCCAAAUGUAUACAUCAGACAGGUUCCUUGACUCGCUGCAAAUCCUAUGCUAUAAAUUAUGCCAGAAUCUUAGCUUGAAAAUGUUCCUAUGUCAUAUACAGCUUGUCUUUGACCAAUUGGGGUUUUCCACAUCUUCUCUGUGAGGGAGCAGAGAGAGAGAGUGACUACAGACUUUAAAAACCCAUGUAUAAUUCUCGAUCGGUGUGCUGCUGGUUGGCAUCCCAUGCUACAGCACGCACCCAUCUGCGCAAAUGAACUAAUAAAGCCUUCCUAAUUUACCAAUAUUGUCCAAGAUAAUUUUAUUUUUAAGACUCUCAAAGCAUUAAGUCUUGGGGGCCAUUAUUUCAUUUCUAACAACAACCAACUUAUACAACCAGCAUUGCAGAAGGCACUGUCUCCACCUCUCUCUCUUAAAGACUAAAAAAAAUAGUUAUAUGGAUUCACCUUUUGAAUACAAGAGGUAAAAUCCACCUGGGCAUUCUCAAGAGGGCCUGAGAGAUGCUAAAGAAGGUGAGAGAGGAGACUCUUGCCUGUAAAAGCUUUGUUGCUUUACUUCACUUUUCCAAGUGUCAGCUUCUGGGAACAAUAGGAUGCCACAAGCCUUACUCAAGCAUCCUGAUACACAAAGUUUCCUUGAGCAUGCAAAUCACACCCACCAGUGCCAUUAAGCAGCUAUGAAAUGUUGUGUAAAGCCCAGGAGAGACUUCAGAGAGGGAUCUUUCACACUAAGGCACAGUACUUUCUCACAUCAGCGCCUUCAAUUAUUGCUCUGGACUUUCUACCCGUGUGUUAGAACAGGGGCAGACUUUGGUAAUAUGUCGCCCUGAGCAAAGCUAUAAUUUGGCACCUCCCCUUAAAUAUUUCUUAUUUUCACAAAACUUCCUUUUGGUGCAGUUGCUUUUUAUGAAUCUUCUAAGUAGGUACCUGCAUAAAUAUAGCCUUCCUUCAGUCCUUCCACACCCACACUGCCCUAAAUCUGGCACUGCUUAGAAUAUUAGCUUUCCCCGAACCUUCUGCUUUCUGGACAGCUUUCUAUACCAUCUACUGAGCUGUGUAAGCAUGAUGGUCUGUGGGUGUGAUAUGGACUAGAUCCCAUGGAAGGCAACACCCAAGCAGGAUUUCCAUGUAAUCAAAACAAAAACUACAUGCAUUUAUGGUGAUUGGAGUCCAUCUGGUAUUUAAAUGGUGCAAGGGGAAUAAAAAUACUUCUAAAACUAGCAACAAGCAUUAAGAAUAAACUGCAGGAGAUUUCUUAGGCAAAGGUCUUUCUACAUACAGUAAAUGGUUCUGGUAAAUCUUGAUUUCAAGCUAUAUGCUGCACUAGCUUCAGUGAGAAAGCAAUCAAACCUCCCUUGCAUCUGCCUGCUUGAAUUUUGCAGACCCUUCGCCUGGUUUUGACAACUUAUUCUACCAGAGCGGGGCCCAUAGUUCAUUGGGGGUGAAGUUGGAGGUGCAGCUGCACAGAAAUUUUCAAACUCAUAUAGAUGUAGGGAAAGUGGCUUCUUUAGUCUAAGGGCUCCCCUAGAUGAUCUGUUCAUUUAGUACUCUUUGAUUUGCUUGUACAGAGGUUAUACAAUGUCCGCUCUUCAUUGAACAUUUGUUCUGAUUUGCUUGUAGGGUGGUUAUAUAACAGUGCACGUCCUUAUUUGUUUGCACAAAGGUUACUGUAUGUGAUGGACUCUAGUCACCAUCAUCCCUGGCUGGCUUGGGCUGACAGUAGUUAGAGCCCACCAACAUCUGGAGCUCUGGGAGGAAAACCUUUCAUUGCCUACAGAAAGCCACCCAAUCUUAAACAGCUCCUCACACACAAUAAUACAACAACCAGAAUUAACAUGGACACUGGCACAAGAGCCUGCAAUAAAUCUAGAUGCCAACUUUGUUGCCAUGUACACCCAGACAGCAUCAUUAUUGGCCCCAAUAACAUCAAACAUACUGUAAUGGCUAUCGGGUGGUUGCUCGAGAGCAAUCAGGCAAGAUGCCUCACUGGUCUGUUCUAAAGCUUUAUUAUUGGUGCUAAAAAACCUUUACAAUGUGGAGUGCCUCUAUUCCAUGUCUUGCUCAUUCACUAGCAGAAUCUGAGAGUGGGCGGUCCUUAAAUCAUCCCCAGUAGAGUAGUCUCUUGACCCCCAGCCUACGCCUCCCCUCUCUGCGUGAAAGCCUACUGCGCAAGGAAGGCUUGGGUAAAGGGGGACCUCUCUCCUCCCCGCUUUGCUCAGGCAAGGUGUCCUGGCACCGCCUUGCCUCCUCUGAGCCCUACAUCUCCUCCCCACUAGAGGCGUGACUUCCUUCCUCCGCUGAGGAAGUGCUGCUUCCCACGAUCUUUGGGGGCUCUCUGUAAUCCAUCCGCCUUCCCCCUGCCCCGCUCCUGAGCCGAUGGCAGUUCCCGGACACAUACCAUCUCAGGCCUAUUUAAUUGUUCAUCUUCCAACAUUAUAUAUGCUAUCAAAUGCCAACAGUGCCCUUCAGCUCUUUAUAUUGGACAAAAAGGAAAACUUUACACCAAAGGAUAAAUGGGCAUAAAUCUGACAUCAGGAAUCAUAAAGCAGGGAAACCAAUAGGAGAGCCCUUCAAUCUCCCAGUCCAUUCUGUGCAGGAUCUUAGAGUGGCUGUCUUAUUGCAAAAGAAUUUUAGAAAUACACUUGAAAGAGAAGUUGCUGAAUUACAACUCAUUACCAAACUAAAAACUAUGGAGAGACCUGGUCUGAAUAGAGAUAUUGGAUUCAUGUCUCAUUAUACAUACUAAAGCUAAUUUUGGUCCUCUAUCGCUUUAAAAAUCCCUUGCCCUUCCUUGUGGAACCAACUGCGAUAACAGUCAUCAACAGUUAUAAGGUUGAAGUGACCUCCGCUUCAGAGUAUCUGACAGAAGUGUGUAUUACACACGAAAGCUCAUAUCUUGAAAGCUUAUAUUUAGUUGAUCUGGAAUCUUUCAUCUUUGUUUCAUCUUUCACCUUGUUAUUUAUUAUGACUAUGACAGAUCAACAAGGCUAUCCACCUGAAUCAACAUCUGGAGUGUCAUGGGUUCCUCACCCCUGGACUGCAAUAUUAGUAUUAUACAAAUUUAUAGAGCAUAAAGCCAUGUACAAGAGAAAAGCAGAAUAAAACACGGAAUUAUGGAAGUGCUGUUCCUCCUUUAUUCCACAAAGUGGAGAUAUUGAUCCAAAUUCUGUUCAGGAGCUUAGCAGUGUCGUGUGGGAAAUAUUCUGGCAGUUAGUAUCCUACCACCAAAUAAAUCUCCCUCCACAUAUCUGAGUUAGCCAAUUCACACCAGUUAGCCCUAGUUCACACCAGUUAGCCAGUGUUGUUGUUGAUGAUGGUGGUGGUGGAAAUAAUGGAGGAGGAGGAAUCAAACUUUAGAAGCACAUUGGAUGGAGGCAAAACUCAGGAUCCUAUUUCCUCAGCAAGCGUUCCAAAUCGCUUUGUCUAUAUCACAAAAUAGGCUCUUGCACCACCCUUUCAUGAUUUUUCAGACCUCAUAGGUUGGUAGUCUUUUUGCAAGAGGACAUCAUUGCAGUGGAAGCCUGCCCAGUCUGGAGAGGUAAAGCACUAUGCAGACCUUUAAGGGCUACUGUCCUUUUAAUUGAAAGCUUUGUGAGUUUGCUUUUACUGGUUUCAGUUAUUUUUUGUCUUGUCUUUUCUUUGCUGUAAAACUGAGAAAAGAAAAAGAAUAAAGUAAACAGGUAAUUAAAGUUCCCGGGGGUGGAGAUAUGCUCAUCCAACAGCCACACUGUCUUAUUGAUACAACAAGCCUUUCAUUUUUUAUUAAGCAUUCAUAAUUUCUUAGGAAACAUGCAUUACAGAGCUUUAUUUAAAAAACAAACAAACAAACAAAACAAAACUGAAAGAGGUUCAUUAUUUACAGUAGAUCUGGAGAGAGCUAAGGGCCUUUCUCUUUUAAAUCCAUGAUGUUUCUGGGUUGGUUCAUGAGCGCCCUUUUUGAGCCAAACAAGCCGCUUGCUCAGAGUCAGCAAAGAGCUGCUGAGAUCACUUUGUUUUAUUUUGAAACCUGCAGCCAUUUCUAAUAGAUCAGAUCCACUGGUGUUAGGGGAAAAAAUCAGAAUGUUGCUGCUAUCCAUGCUUGGCAUCUGUCUGUCUUGGGAGACAAUGGGUCAGUGUACCUUAGGGGGUGAGGACAAACUGUUGGAGAAUUACAGUGCCUGCUGGUGCUGUGGAGACCAAUGCAAGAGAGACAUGUUUUGUUUCAGCUAGGGCAGAUGAAGGCAUCCAGUUGUACUGCUGCGGAUGCACCAUGCUGUUUUUUCUGUCUGCCUACUCACAGUGGUCAUUUCUUCUCUGGUCACUGCUAUGGAUACACAACUUGACUGUCUGUCUCCAGGCACUGGAGUUGUCUGCAAUGGAUUCCCACAAUGCAGCGUUGACGUUGUCAGCCUUCAUGUCACAUUUGCAGUCAUCUUCAUAAUGCAGAGUUGGUCUGCCAAUUGACCACCGGGCUUGGAUUAAAAACUCUCCCAGGAAGCUCUCUAAAACCCUGCAAGUAAACUUGUUAGGUUACUCACAUGUGAUGAUUCUGAACACCAUAAUCAAGGUUCAAAAAUCCUUAGGUGGUAUAAGGUGAAGCCUCAGACAAUGGUUGCAGGCUUUAAAAAAAGAAAUAGCUGGAUGGGAUGGUACCUUAGACUGUUAAUGCAUGACGUUACAGCUCUAUGCAGCUUAGAGAACCUUCCCCUAAUUUCUCUAGUGUGAAGGUUUUCCAAAGUUAGUGGUGAAAGAGAAGCACUCUGGACUUGCUUAAAGGCAGCUUCAUCUAUUCUUAAUAUGCAUUAAUAAUACAAAUAUAGUUAAAGCUAUGGUCUUCCCAGUAGUGAUGUAUGGAAGUGAGAGCUGAACCAUAAAGAAGGCUGAUCACCGAAGAAUUGAUGCUUUUGAAUUAUGGUGCUGGAGGAGACUCUUAAGAGUCCCAUGGACUACAAGAAGAACAAACCUAUCAAUUCUGAAGGAAAUCAGUCCUGAGUGCUCACUGGAAGGACAGAUCCUGAAGCUGAGGCUCCAAUACUUUGGUCACCUCAUGAGAAGAGAAGACUCCCUGGAAAAGACCCUGAUGUUGGGAAAGAUGGAGGGCACAAGGAGAAGGGGACGACAGAGGACGAGAUGGUUGGAUAGUGUUCUUGUAGGUACGAAUAUGCGUUUGACCAAACUGCGGGAGGCGGUGGAAGACAGGAGUGCCUGGCGUGCUCUGGUCCAGGGGGUCACAAAGAGUCGGACACGACUAAACGACUAAAAAACAACAACAACAAAAUACAAAUACAGAGGUGCCAGGUUGGAGCCUUGGUGAAUCCAGAUGAAAGUAAAAACUUGCUUCUGUCCCUUCUCCUGGAGUAUUGCCAAAAUACUCUGUUUCCAUUUCAACCACGAAGGCAAAGAUAAAAUCACUCUCACACAGCCAAGGCACAAGAGCUGGAAAGUUACCAGCUACUGAGUGAGGAAAUGGGAAAUACAUUUUGCAAUUUCACGAUAGUGUGAGCCCCCAGUCAUUUUAUUAUUUGGUGUUGGCGGGUUUUAGUGUUGAUAACCACAAAUAUGUAGGGUCAAAAUCUACGGUGUUGGCCAGAAAUCUUUAUUAGGUCCCAAAUGUAACAAAAUAGUGUGAAGGUCCUCCACCCAUGUUACAAAAAGCAGGGGCGGAUGAGGAAACAACAAUGGAAGCUACAGAUAUUAGGCAGAUAUUAUAGGGAUGAACCGGUGUUUAGAGUUAAUCCCAGAAUGGAGGCGCUAUACUGAAUUAGUUUCUGCUAAUUAGGUCUCUGGUUACCCUAAGGAUUUGGCAAUAAAUGACUGUUCCUCAUUUAUUAAAACCCCACCUCCAGAAAAUAUAGAAUGUAAGAAGAGGCCACUGGAUGAAGCUAGUAGGUGAUCUAGCCAAGCAUUGUGUUCCCACAACUGCUAGCCAGGGACCUAAGCACAUUAAUGAUCUCCCUGUUGUUUUUUAGUUGUUUAGUUGUGUCCGACUCUUCGUGACCCCAUGGACUAGAGCACGCCAGGCACUCCUGUCUCCCACUGCCUCCCGCAGUUUGGUCACACUCACGUUAGUAGCUUCGAGAACACUGUCCAACCAUCUCGUCCUCUGUCGUCCCCUUCUCCUUGUGCCCUCCAUCUUUCCCAACAUCAGGGUCUUUUCCAGGGAGUCUUCACUUCUCAUGAGGUGACCAAAGUACUGGAGCCUCAGCUUCACGAUCUGUCCUUCAAGUGAGCACUCAGGGCUGAUUUCCUUAAGAAUGGAUUGGUUUGAUCUUCUUGCAGUCCAUGAGACUCUCAAGAGUCUCCUCCAGCACCAUAGUUCAAAAGCAUCAAUGCUUCGGUGAUCAGCCUUCUUUAUGGUUCAGCUCUCACUUCCAUACAUCAUUACUGGGAAAACCAUAGCUUUAACUAUACAGACCUUUGUUGGCAAGGUGAUGUCUCUGCUUUUUAAGAUGUUUUCUAGGUUUGUCAUUGCUUUUCUCCCAAGAAGCAGGCAUCUUUUAAUUUCGUGACUGCUGUCACCAUCUGCAGUGAUCAUGGAGCCCAAGAAAGUAAAAUCUCUCACUGCCUCCAUUUCUUCCCCUUCUAUUUGCCAGGAGGUGAUAGGCCCAGUGGCCAUGAUCUUCGUUUUUUUGAUGUUGAGCUUCAGAACAUAUUUUGCGCUCUCCUCUUUCACCCUCAAUAAAAGGUUAUUUAAUUCCUCCUCACUUUCUGCCAUCAAUGUUGUGUCAUCUGCAUAUCUGAGGUGCCUAGUCCCCAGCAAAUGUUAUUCAGGUACUGAGGAAGCAAAGGAAUGAUUGUGUUGUAAUCAAAGGACUCUUCAUAAUGUUCAGGGAGUGGUUUCAUUCUUAGCAUUCUAAGUAGGAUCGGAGCCAACCUUUUCAAGAAGUUCUUUCAAGGCAGUUAGUUUUAAUGUCAUUUUCGAGUGUGCAAGAUGCACUUGCUUGGACACAAGAUGCAUAAUGCCCAAUGUGCUACCAUUUGUUAAGCUGAGCACAAGAGCCUUCCAGGUUGUUCUUGCUCUUGUGGUUGGUGCAGACUAUGAGCCCAGCAAACGUCAGCCUCACCCCCAGCAGAUCUGGAAGAGAGGAAAAGGUGGGGAGAAGUGUUUGGAGAAGAGUGGAAUGGAGUAUUCCUUCAGGGAGUUGAUGGAAUAAAGAAGCUUCAAGCCUUUGUCUCUGGAAUUUUGGAUUCCUUACUGUGUAAAAGUUGGCGCCAGGCUGCUAGCAAUUAAUGCUGGAGAUCAAAGCAGCCAAAGGAAUGAGGAAGCAACAGCAUUUAAUUGAGAUGGGGGAUGAGGCUUGUUGGUCAAUCUCAAUCAAUUAAUACACUCAGCAGCUGAGUCUUCGUAGUUAGUUCUUUUAGCAACGCAAGUGUGAAACUUGGUAGCACAUCCUGUAUGCAAUAGACUUACGCAAACAGCAUUGCAGAAUGAUCUGUCUUCUCUUUUCUCUCAAAUGUUUUAUAAUACAAAUGGUCAAGUGAAUCCAUCCUUGCUCAGAAGUACUUUUAUCACUGAACUUAAAAAACAAACCAACAACCAGAUGGAAAUCCAACUAGGCAUUUCCCAAAGAGCCUGUGAAGUUUUGUGCAGAUGAUAGACCUGAAAAACUGGUUAAAUUAGUAUUUCAAGUGCCAAGAAUCUGACAUGUAAAUAAGCAUGAAGCAUGCAAACCACACCUACCAGCCUCACUGAGCAGCAAUAUAAUGCUGUGCAAAUCCCAGGGGAGAGCAGAGAGAGAAGGAUCUCUCCCAAGGCACAGGACUUUAUCGCACCAGCGCAGGUACCACUUCCUUAAUUACUUAUCUGAACUGCCUGUCUCUGUGUUGAAAUGUUAGUCAUCUACAACCUGCUGCCUUCCAGAUAUUAUUGGACUGCUAUUCCCAUCUUCUAUGAACCCCUAAGUCGGGUUGGAGUCCACAACAUUUGGAAGGCACCAGGUUAAGGACCAGUCUGCUAGAUUGUCUGCUUCCACUGCCAAAUCAUCUGCGAAGCAAUGGAUUUGUAUCUGGCCUUUCCUCUUGCCAAUGUUCCCCAUCUAUCAUGCUUCUUUUGUGCAAGAUAUAUCUUUCGAAACAAGGCAACUUCAAACUAUGGGCUGUGUUGGACAGUGGAACGGAUUUCCUUGGGAGAUGGUGGACUCUCCUUCCUUAGAGGUUUUUAAGCAGAGCUUAGAUGGCUAUUUGUCUGUACAGUGGUACCUUGGUUCUCGAACUUAAUCUGUUCCAGGAGUCCAUUCGACUCCCAAAACCAUUUGAAAACCAAGGAGUGGCUUCCGGUUGGCUGCUGGAGCUUCCUGCACUCAUGCGGAAGCCGCGUUGGAUGGUUGUCUUCCAAAAAACAUUCGCAAACCAGGACACUUACUUCUGGGUUUGCGGUGUUCAGGAGCCAAUUUGUUCGGCAACUAAGCUGUUCGGGAACCAAGGUUUGACUGUAUGAGAAAUGCAUCUGGAAGACAGAAUGUAUCCAGGAGCUAGUGGUCUGACAAGGAGCCCUUCCUGCCUCUGUUCUUUCCCCUUCCCUCUCUCUUGUUAAGUUUUCUGAUGGAAUGCAUUUUGGCUUCUCAUUGCUAUUUUUCAAUAUGAAUGUUUUUGAGAACAGUCCUCAAUGUUUGGGAAUGUUGGCAGGAGGUGAAGCUGCCUUAUCAGUUGUGGAGGAUAGUGCUGGGUACCUUCUUUCAUGUUUGUUGUGGUUUGAGAAAGUGAGGCACUGGGAGGGAGUAGCUAAUGGAUGAUCUGCACGUAGCCAGUCUUGAAGGCUACACAGGUUAUCUAUAAAAUCUGACGGUUUGGGCAGAGUUUCUCUGAAGCCCAUGCAUGGACUGAUCGGCUGCAGGGCUGUGCAAACUGAGGCUACCUGGAGGAGUCACUUUGCCACUUCUUGAGGGCUUCCAAGUGGCAGAUUGAAGUGCUUGCUUGGUAUGUAUACAUUGUUUGCUGUUUCAGAAUAAAAUCUUUAAUCUUCUCACUCACUUGUGUAUUUUGUAUUGCUUCUGAAUCUCAUUUUAAAAGAACCACCUUGCCUUUGGCAAGACACUGUCCUGCACGCUUUAGCUGAGAUUCCUAUAUUUCAAGGGAUUGGAUUAGUUGACCCGAAUAGUCCCUUUCAACUCUACCAUUCUAUGAUCUACGUGUAUAUCUUUAUUGCUUUAAAAUAGAUACAUUUAUGCCAAGAAAGCAAACCAACCAACCAACCAACCAACAAACAAACAUACAAUCAAACAAACAAACAAACAAACAUACAGUCAAAUAAACAAACAAACUAUGAAUUGACAAAGGUUUUACAAUAGUUCACAUCAUUGGGAGUACAAAGGAUGUUAGUUAUAAGAAUUGUGUAGUUUCAUAUAUUGCUACUGUCUGUUUGUCAUUCUAUGGUCUAUAGAUGAAAUAA